CGCACCUCUAACAAAUAUAUCCUAACACACAUCUAAAUUAAAUAGAAACAAGAGUUUCUUGACCAUGGAAAGGGAUACAAGAUGACAUUGAAGCGCAUAAUGCGAAAACAGAAGUCCAUGAUCCAACUAGUAGUAACGGUAUCAUUUAAUUCUUUGCUCAACUCAAUCCUUCCGUGUAGAAUACUGUAAAAUAAUUGUCAAAGCAAUUAAUACUGCUUAGUUAAGUGAUAAGUUUCAGUUUUGAAAAAAUUAAAAGUUUCAGAAGAUAAAUUCAUACGGAUGCUACGAUGACGCUCCACUGGUGGAUGCAUUGGUUUUGGGUGACCUUGAAAUUUACUGUUAUAUUCGGGAUCCCAGUAUCAUUGGUGAAAGAAGACCCAACAAUAAAAUAUGAUUCGAGUACUGUAUGGCAAAGUGUCACCGAAAAAAUGACUACAAAUUCAGAUGAAAUUUUAAGCGAAGUAGAACCUACAGUAGCCAAUAUGAGAAUAGCAAAAGCAAUUAAUUUUUAUCAACCGUCCAUGAAAGGAAAUGUAGCUGUUGAUCCUUCUGAGAGUAGACCGUCCACAAAUGCUUCCAUAACUAUAAAAAAUACUCAAGAUAAUUCAGAAUAUCAUAACAACGAUAGUAUAGAUCCUUAUACAUUUAUUCCUGAUGAACGAACUACUAAUUUUUGGAGUGGUCAAACAGAAAUACAGAAAGAAGAAUUAAUAGAUGAUUUUCGUAUUAAAAAUGAUAAAAUUUAUCAAAAAAGAAAAGAUACACGAAUCACGUGGAUUUUAACCACCAGUCGACCAUUAAUAAGACAAAACCACGAAGAAAAAUCUGGGGAUUUGUUUUCAAAUCUUAGUACUACUGAAAAAAAAGAUCUUACUGUAUUACCUCUGAAACUUGAAGAAAGAAGAAUUAAAUUUAUAGUUAAUAGAACCCAAAUUACAACUGGUGAUAAUAAUGAAACGCUAUUUAGUACCAGAAUUUCCAACAGUUCAGAAGAUAUUGAAAUUGAUCAAGAACUAGCCGAACCUCGCGUUUCUUCAGUUACUAAAGUACCAUUAUUUGCAGAUUCUAAUCGAAUUAGUCGGGCAAGAAAUGCUUUUGUUAGUGAUUUUCGAAUAGAUCGAGCGCAGGAUCGUUCUUCCCAAGAUAAUAUUGAAGAGAUUGAAAGUGAAAAAAAUAUUGACAGUAUUAGUGUUCAAUCUUCAACUUUUGAUAUUGCUGUUAUUACUGGAAGUUGUUUGGCUAUGGUUGUGUUUCUUAGUGCGAUGGUUAGUUUUGGAUUUAUUAUGUACAGACGAAAGUAUUUAAAUCCACCUCAAACUUUGAACAGUGAUAAAUGUAGUAACCCGGAUACUUCCGGUUACAUUGAUGAUUCCACAAUUCAAGAUAAUUCAGAAGAGAUGUACAGUUUGGACAAUGAUUCAUUUUUGAACUCUCUUGAAGCAAUGACAAUACAAAAUUAUUGGACAGAUAGUGUGAAACAUACGAAACUAUGACAUUAAGUCGCAUUCUUUUUAGUCUUUGAAGAGAUACUGUUAUAAUUAUAACAGCGAGUAACAAAAAAUCAUGAAAAAAUUGAUGUCUACGUGACAAAAAUGUCAUAUUAAAAUUUACACAUUGUCUCUUUGUUUUAAAGCGAAUAGUGCAAUAAAUUUAUGUACUUAACUUAGUUAUAAAAUAAGUAAGUUGGUAAAAAACAAUGAAAGCUAAACAUGGAAAUGAAAGUUUUAGUCUGAGUACAAAUAAAAAUUUAUGUUAAUCCUUAAAAAUGGCGAACAAAAUUUGGACUUUAAAAAUGUAUACAAAUAUAUGAAGACAAAAUACUUUCUCUGAGGUUUCGCAUUAUGAGGUGUGCAAUAUGGUUAAUAUUUAAAAGUAUUUGAGAAAUAUAAUUAAUUGUAUUUCUAAGCAUUACACGAGGUUUAACAUCACAUACGUACUGUUAAAAUUACAAAAAAAAAAGUUGUAUUAUAGUUAUAUAUUUUUUUUUAAUUAUUUUAUUUUUUUAUUUAAUUUAUGGAAAUAAUUGGUUUUUUUUACUAAUAUUUUUUUAGAAUUAGUAUUAAUUACUACCAUUGGACCAACAUAAAUGUAGUUUGUAGCUAUUGCCUUUGUAUGACAUAUCCGUUAUUUGUUAAUAAUAAAUCCAUUUUCAUCAUUUCAUUCAUAAUAAAUUAUUUUUAGCAAAAUA
Molecule: messenger RNA, 2188 nt
Organism: Cotesia glomerata
Lineage: Eukaryota; Metazoa; Arthropoda; Insecta; Hymenoptera; Braconidae
Exons: 5
Coding region: 288-1493 (401 amino acids)
Source: RefSeq, a predicted model, not a curated record